CACAGUGCAAGGGGCAGUUUUGGAACGUCAAGAACCAGGUGCAGAGUCCUUUGAAGGAGAUACUUCAGUGCUGCUGAUCUCGGGCUAUAGGAUUCCUUUGGUUGACUGUGGUCCAUAGACCAGUCUGUGGGCGCCUUUGCCACCACUGCGGGGACAACACACAACCCAGCACACAACCCUUUCUUCAGCGUCUACUUCUCCACUCAGUGACCUUGGAUGCACCUCCAUUUCAUGUUCGAACCUCAGGCAACAUUCAAGUGCUGUUGCUUGCUCUGUGAGAGACAUCUGACUUUGGUUUCCAUGCGCACUGUUGUCCAACAUUGUGAACACCCUCUUUCUUCCAUCCCCAAGUUGGAGACAACUUCUGCUUUGAUUAGUGCUGCUCCUCAAACACAUCGUCCUUCCAAUAAUAGGUCCAAGGUCAGUUCUUCUCCAGUAAAAUGAGCAACACAGAAUUCCAGAACUUCUCCACCACUUGGUCUCCUUCUACGGAGUUCUCCAUCACCCACGAAGGGCCCCGACACGCCCAGGUCCAUGGCCAAGAACUCUGUUCCCAGCACCACCCCGGGGACAGCUUCAACAUCAUCUUAUACCAUUACAACCUCACAGGCCGGAUGAACGACAGGCGUCCUGAGGAGAACAAGAUGGACGCUCUCAAGAUGGUUGUGAUUGCCGCCAGCUGCCUCAUCAUUCUAGAGAACUUUGUGGUACUGUCGGCCAUCAUCCGCAAGGUGCGAGCCCGUCGAUGGGUCUACUCGUGCCUCGCCAGCAUCACUCUCAGCGACCUGCUGGCUGGCAUUGCCUACCUGAUCAACCUCUGCUUGUCAGGGAGUCGAACCUUCCAGUUGUCGGUCAACAUGUGGUUCCUCCGUGAAGGGGUCCUCUUUGUGGCCUUGGCGGCCUCCACCUUCAGCCUCCUGGUGACGGCCAUCGAACGCUACAGCGCCAUGGUGAGGCCCAUCGCCGAGAACGAGAGGAGCAAGACCAUUCGGCUGAGGGGGCUCAUUCUCUUCUGCUGGGGCUUGGCCAUCCUGAUCAGCCUUCUCCCGCUGCUCGGCUGGAACUGUCUUUGCGAGGUGUCCAGCUGCUCCACCCUGCUGCCGCUGUACUCCAAGAAGUACAUCCUCUUCUCCGUGGCCAUGUUCAGCAUCAUCCUGGUGGGCGUGGUGAGUCUGUACGCAUCCAUCUUCAUCCGGGUGCAGCAGAGUGCCAAGCAGGCCUUCUCCCGCAGCAGCCACCAGAAGUCCAUCCGUCUGCUCCACAUGGUUUUGCUGAUCUUGUUCGCUUUCCUGAUCUGCUGGAUCCCGCUCUUCAUCCUCCUGGUGAUGGACAUUUUUUGGGCCAACAAGAUGGGGGAACUGCACAAAAUGUUUGGCUGGUUCUUGACUUUGGCUGUCAUCAACUCAUUCAUCAACCCCAUCAUCUACUCCUUGAGAAGCACAGAGGUGAGGAGAGCCGUGGCGGAACUUCUCUGCUGCUGCUGCAUCCGAGCAGGGUGGCAUGGUCCCAAAAGCUGCCUGGCCAUGGGCGAGGUGAUCUCCAGCAAUUCCACCGGCACGGAGAGCUCCUUGAAGCUGCGCGAGAGCAUCCGCAGUGUGGCAGGGCCGAGCAAGAGAGCCAGGGAGCCUCUCUCCAGCAAUUCCAGCAUGAUGAGCACCUUCUUGUCAGAUCACACGUCAGCAUCACAUAUCCUGGACUAGGGCUGAGCCCCUUCUUCAGCAUGGGCCUCGAGACUUGGAUGUGCUGCCGCACUGCACCUUUCCCCGCACUGGAACUGUGGCUUUUCCCCCUCGGGGGCUUGUCAGGAGCUCCUCCAUGAGGCAGACCGCUCAAUCGGUCAGGGGCCCUGGGCUGAACGCCUAAGUGGGUGGCCAUUUGGACCCUCCUGGAGAGACAGAUGUUUAAAGAGCUUCCAGCUGCUGUCAAGCCUUGUUCAAGCAACACAGUUUUGUAGCAUAAGCUGACUCUGUGGUCAUUUGCCAUUCCUGACUUCUGGCUUUUCCCUUAUCCUGCAUGGCCCCCUCAGUUCUGCUUGGCUCUUUGGCCUUGCCUUCAGGCUCAUUCUAGCUCGGGAGCCCUUAACUGGAGCCUGGGUGAUGCAGGUGGAAGGAAAGCGAUGGAUUCCUCGGGCAAAGAUCGGGCUCGUGGUGAGACCCAGAAGGCAAAAUCAGGAACAGAAAGAGUCAAGAGGGAAGGCGUGACAGAAACUGAAUCAGGAACACGAAGUGGCUGCAAAGUUUCACUUUGUUGUAGCAAAGCAGAACAGGACCGGGGAAACCUUCCCAGUGCCUCCUGGAGCUCUCUGAGCAUCCUAACCCUUCAAGCAGCUACCACAUGCUAACUCUGCAAGGACUUUGAUGAUAAACCAGGUUGCUUUCUCUGUCAAGCCACCGGGAAACCUCAGCAGAUCCAAGCACCAACCCCCAUUGUUACUGCACAGAUAUGUAAACAGCAGGGGAUGCUGGGAAUUGUAGAAUUUUUUUGUCUAUUGGCCUCUAGGAUUGCAUGCUUUUAAUCCAUGCAGCUGAAAUCCUGCGCACAUAUCUGACAGUUACUGGAUAGAUAUGCACAGGAUGACAAUAUUACUAACCCAAGCUGGAUAAGUAACCUCCCACCCCGCUCUGCCUUUUGGAAAUAUGUUUGCAUUCUCACUUUAAGAUGUUAAGAUGUUCACACACCUCUGCCUUGUGAGUUUUCUGGAAAUAAAAUUACUGGGGUAUUGUACAACUCGGAGUGGAAACUUCUUCCUUGUUGCUGCUUGGGAAAAGCUGAAACAAAAGUUUGGCUCCGUGAUGAUUAUACACACACCCAUUAUAAAAAGAACACCCUUUGAGAUCCAACUGAGGUUUCCAGUGCUAACAGCUAAAUAGCAGAAAUCAGACCACAGAGGAAUGAGAGAGACUAACAAAAAUGGAAAAAGCCUUUAGGAAACCCUAAAAACCUACAGGGGAAAUUGCCACAUACCCAAUGAUGACCAGGCAUAGUUCGUGACUGUGGGAUGCUGAGCGUUUGUAUGGGGAGAGGAGAGGAAGCCUUUAUAGAGGAAAAGGAGCAGAGCAUCCUGGGAGACGGUGGGACCAUGAAGGAAGAACAUUCCUACAUUUCAGGACUUUGAGGAGAUUCCCGCUUGUAGGAAAUACGUGCAUUCUUGGUCUCGUUAUCGGCUUCAUGUUCUGAACUCUCUCCACCUCAAUUUCAAAACACAAGAAAUUGCUUUUUCUUUGGGAAUAUUGGGGGAAAAGUGCAUUGGUAAAAUUGGCAUCCAUCACAUUUGUACUAAUGCCAUCUUUUCAGGAGAUCAAGAGAAUGCAGAAAAGUCCGACUCUCUAGCUCACACGUACAUGUUAGGUUAUGGGUGUGAUAGGUUUCCAUGAUUGGAAAAAAUAGCAAAAGCCUCAGAAAAGAAGCAUCAUUAUUGUGCAUUAUUAAAAUGUGAUUUCCCCCCACCUCCGCCAUUGAAAAAUCACAUUUUACUCAAUCACAUAAAGGAGCUAUCACCUGGUGCAAAUGAGCCAGAGAUGAGUACUAUAGAGAGCUGGUUCAUCUCUCCCUCCUUCUAGACUGUUCCAAUAGAUUAAUUUGAUUCUGAGGAAGGGGCGGGGGAGGACUUUGGGCUUUCAAGUUUCCCAGGCAGAGUGUACAAAACAGAUCUGCUCUGGAAGGGGUGGAAGGGUGUUUGGCAUGGCAGGUGGAGCCUGGCAGGACACAGACCUUGACCCAGUGAGGUGAUUCGAAAUCUGCCCAGUGAGGGGAUCUCCACUGUUCCCACCAUCUUGCCCUCAAGUAGCAAGGGCCUCGAGGGUGGAGUUGGAAGGGAAAGAGGGGCAGUUUCCAGUUGGCAUUCAAAUUUUGACAGGGGCAGAGGCUACUUCCUCAACUUUGGCAGAAGGCUAUUUAGCAUCUGCACUAUUUUGUAAUGUAUUCAUUUUCAAUAAAAAGAUUUGCCUUUCAAA
Messenger RNA from Varanus komodoensis (Komodo dragon), 3953 nucleotides. RefSeq names its product sphingosine-1-phosphate receptor 4 (gene S1PR4). The record is from RefSeq and is a predicted model, not a curated record. The transcript is spliced from 2 exons. Gene Ontology annotation, cellular component: membrane. Gene Ontology annotation, molecular function: sphingosine-1-phosphate receptor activity. The coding region runs from base 441 to 1700 and encodes 419 amino acids. Gene Ontology annotation, biological process: G protein-coupled receptor signaling pathway. NCBI's taxonomy places the organism in Eukaryota, Metazoa, Chordata, Lepidosauria, Squamata, Varanidae.